AUGGCGGCAACUGCGCGAAGUGGGACGGUGGGUGGGGUGGAGUGUCUGCGGCCGCGUCCUCCUGGUACUAACUACGCGAACAACCAGGCCGGCGCCCAGUCGGUCUGCAAGCUGCACGCCUACGCGGUCGGUACCACGGCCGCGUGCCACACCGGGUACUCGCCCAUCACUGACGUCGCCGAGUGUAGCAAAGCCGGCAGCGCGCUUGGCUUCGAACUGGGCCAGUGGGGAAGCUGGGAUUACGGCGGAUCCUGUGCGCAGUGGGGUGCUGGUUUGGGUUUGACUACUUGGUUCUACUAUCAUGCGAGUAAUCAAAAUGGCGCCAAACCUAUCUGCAAGCUGAACCAAUAUGUCGUAGCAACGGGGUCGUGUCCCAAUGGGUUUGCGGCGAUCUCUUCAUCCACAGAGUGUGACGCGGCCGGAGAGGCGCUCGGAUUCCAUGCAGGCCCUUUCGUGUCUCAUGCUUACGGCGGCAACUGUGCGAAAUGGGAUGGUGGGUGGGGCGAGUGGGGCAGCGCUUGGUACUGGCACUCCGCGAGCAAUCAAGCGGGCGCCUCACUGAUCUGUUCCGCCGUGACGGCUCCCCCGACGCCCAGCCCAACGCCGGCGCCCCCCACGCCAAGCCCCACGGAAAGCCCCACGCCCAGCCCCACGUCAAGCCCGACGCCCAGCCCCACGUCGAGCCCGACGCCCAGCCCCACCAUGCCCACCCCGACGUCGAUUGCGGCUUCGGGCCAAAUUGCUGCCACUGGCGAUCCCCACCUGCAGAACAUUCAGGGUGAGCGGUUCGAUGUGAUGAAGCAGGGCAGGCAUGUCCUGAUAAACAUCCCUCGUGGAAUGAGCGCCGAGAACGCACUGCUUCGCGUGGAGGCCGAGGCGCGCCGUAUGGGUGGAAGUUGCUCGGACAUGUACUUCGAAGCUUUGAACAUUACGGGGGCUUGGGCAGAGGUGAAACAAGCAGGAGGGUACACUUUCCGCUCAGACAGCAUUGACAACGAGACUCCAGAGUGGCUUGCCUUUGGUAAGGUUGAGAUGAAGAUUGUUCACGGGCACACGCAGCAAGGGACCCCGUACUUGAAUUUCUACGUCAAACACCUGGGGCGAACGGGGCUUGCUGUCGGAGGCUUACUGGGAGAAGAUGAUCAUUCAGAUGCCGAAACAGCUCCGGAGGAAUGCUGGCAGCGCAUCUCCCUGAUUGCGGGUGCCACUUUGAGCAACCAUGGCUCUACACUCUCGGACGCCGUGGCACUUCUCGAGUGA
Prorocentrum cordatum is the source of this 1260-nucleotide messenger RNA. The record is from the annotation of a GenBank genome assembly. Lineage: Eukaryota; Dinophyceae; Prorocentrales; Prorocentraceae.